AUGGCACAAGAAAAUGGUACAGGUCUAGAAAUCAAUUCACUCUUUGAAAGUUCGGUAUUGGAGUCGGUUUGUCCUUUUUGUAAUGCCCCGGAUGAUGGCAAAAUGAUAAAUUGCGAUAAUUGCAAUCAGUGGUUUCACUUCAACUGUGUCGGUGUGAGUGAAAGUGAGUCGGAAAGAGACUGGAACUGCGCACAGUGCCAUGUUCAGGUCACAUCAGGCCAUUCAACACCAGCCGAAAGAACUAGGCAGGAAUCGGAAAGGAAUCAGCUAGCUUGCAUCCAGGAGUUACGUAAGCAAAUCGGAUUAUUGCAAAGAAGGCUGGCAUAUACUGAAGUGAGAGAAAAUCAGAGAGUGCAGUUCAAUACAGGAUCGAGGCCGAAUAGAAAUGAGCUCGAUGCAAAUUCAAUGGGCGUUUUUCCGAAAGCAAAUUCGACGACUAUAGAUGCUAAUAAGAGUGCUUACGAAAAUGACGAAGAACUGGAAGAUGGGCUUCUAUUGUUAGAAGAGAAGCACGCUUUAGAGAAAAGACAACUCCAAGAACGUUUCUCUUUACUCCAACGACGGCGAUCAUCUGUGGGAAUAAACCAGACAGGGCUGACGACCGCGAAUUCAGCUGCUUCCAGUUCGACACUUUACAACGAGCUCAGUCGAAGCCAACUGGCGGCUCGACAGGCGGUAGCUCGUGAUAUACCCGUAUUUUAUGGCCAUCCGGAAGAGUGGCCCCUUUUUCAUGCUAGUUUCGAAAGCUCAACGAGAAUGUGCGGGUAUAGUGAUGAGGAGAAUCUUCUUCGGCUCCAACGAUGCCUUAAAGGAAAGGCGCUAGAAGCUGUCCGCAGUCGCUUGUUGCAUCCGUCGAAUCUUUCAGGAAUUAUGAGUACUUUGAAAACGCAUUUUGGGCGUCCUGAAGUUAUAGUACAUUCGCUUGUUACACGCAUACGGGAAAUGCCGUCGCCAAAAGCAGAGAAGCUAAAUACUCUAAUCGAUUUCGGUGUGGCCGUUCAGAACGUUUGCGCUACAAUCAAGGCGUGUGGUUUGGACGAGUAUUUAUGUAAUGUUGCCUUAUUACAGGAGUUAGUUGAUCGUUUACCGCCCGCUAUUAAACUGAAUUGGGCAUUACACAGACAAUCUUUGCAACUGGUUACACUGUCGAGUUUCGGUGAUUGGCUAGAAAAACUGGUGGAAGCUGCUUGUGUUGUCACUAUAUCUCCGGUCGAACCGCCAAUCAAUAGAAAGAACCGUAAGCAAGAUGAUUACCUGAACGUUCACUCUGAAGAAACGAAACCAUUGAAACCUACCGGGAUACGAACAGCUAUACAACGGUGCGUAAUCUGCGAAGGAGCAUGCAGCUCUACAGAUGUCUGUAAAGCAUUCAUAAAUAUGAGGGGUAACGGGUGUACAUUCAUGCAUCAUCCAAUGCUUCACGACGACGCAAGAUAUAAAGCAGUACAGUCGUCGAAACAGCCAUCUUCUCAAAGCUGCAAUGCACAUUGUGGUUCAACUGGAAAAGUUUUGUUCAGGUACAUUCCUAUUAUUCUGCAUGGAAAGGAUGUUUCUGUCAGAACAUAUGCAUUUUUGGAUGAUGGGUCAUCGGCAACAUUCAUGGAUCAUAGCUUGGUAAAAGAGCUCAAUCUAGAAGGUAUGCCAAGCCCACUGUGUUUAAACUGGACAGGCGGCCAGCAGCGUGAGGAGAGAGAAUCCGUUCGACUAACGCUGAAAAUAUCUGGAUUAGAGAAUCAUUGUAAAAAGUUUGUGCUCCCUAAGGUGCACACAGUCAGAACGCUUAGCCUUCCGCUGCAAUCGAUUUCAGUUCAGGAUCUAUCACGACAAUACGCGUAUUUGAAAGGGCUGCCAGUCAACUCGUAUGAUUCUGUUUCCCCAAGGAUAUUAAUCGGAAUCGAUAACUGUUAUGUCGGCAAUGCCCUGAAGAGUGUAGAAGGAGCGGCAAACGAACCAGUUGCUACCAAAACGCGACUAGGCUGGUUGAUCUACGGUCCAUGCUCAGUUAGUACAAAUACACCAGGUAGUAGUUUCAACGCCUGCCACAGCUUUCACAUUUGUCCGUGUUUUGAGGAUGGAGACUCCUUUCUAAAUACUGAGCUGAAGAAAUAUUUCUCUAUGGAUUCUUUAGGCAUUGUACGCAAUACUGAACCAUUACUCUCAAAAGAAGAUGAGCGCGCUACACAGCUACUUCAGUCUCGAACACAUCGUAAAGGCAAUCGUUACGAAACUGGCCUUUCGUGGAGAAGGGAUGGAAUAGAACUGCCAGACAGUAAAUCCAUGGCCGAAAAGCGUUUAGUUUGUUUAGAGAGGUGA
This is a messenger RNA of Wyeomyia smithii (pitcher-plant mosquito), 2313 nucleotides long. RefSeq lists its product as uncharacterized. Lineage: Eukaryota; Metazoa; Arthropoda; Insecta; Diptera; Culicidae. Bases 1 to 2313 code for a protein of 770 amino acids. The transcript has a single exon. The record is from RefSeq and is a predicted model, not a curated record.